Messenger RNA from Clunio marinus, 1487 nucleotides. The record is from the annotation of a GenBank genome assembly. Lineage: Eukaryota; Metazoa; Arthropoda; Insecta; Diptera; Chironomidae.
AGUUUUAAGUUUAAAUCACACAGCGAGGGUCCGAAUUCUUCACAGUUCACACUAUUUUAAUCUCCUUCUAUAUUAAUUGAUAUUCCAUAUAAAUAAUGAGUCAAAGUGUACUCUAUACAAUUAUACUAAUAUUUUACAUUAUCUUUUGCGUUAACAACGGAUUAACUCAAUAUAACGAUGGUGUCCUAAACGAUAGAAUUCAAAAUGUUUUUGGAAAUUCCAGAGGAAAUACAAAAAACGUCAAUAGGGGAGGGUUUGGUGAAAUUGUUUUACCAGAACCAGAGAAUAUUUCUCCUACACAAGCACCACAAGUCAUAAAUACAAACGGACAGAUUUGUAAAUGUGUUCCUUAUUGGAUGUGUGAACCUUCAAAUAAUCCUACAACAAGUACAACUGACAGUAGAUUUUUUGGAGAAAUCGAUGUUCGUUUUAACCCUCAGACCUGCCAAGACGUUCUUGACGUUUGUUGCACACCUAACAGAGAGACAAAUGAAGUUAUUGUACCGCCUAAACCUCCACUUUCAGUUCAACAGCCUACAGGAUGCGGAAUAAGAAACGUUAAUGGUAUCGAUUUUUCUCUUGCUGGAAAUUUACAUAAUGAAGCUGGUUUUGGAGAAUUUCCAUGGACCGUUGCUCUUUUAAGCCAACAUACAGAAUGUUUAUGUGGAGGUUCUUUAAUUCAUCCUUCAGUAGUUCUCACAGGAGCGCAUUGUGUUUUCAACAUCACUUCAAGAGAUUUGAAAAUUAGAGCUGGUGAAUGGGACACCCAAACGACCAAAGAACGUUUACCUUAUCAAGAAAGAGACAUUCAAAGUAUCAUAAUACAUCCUGAAUUUAACUCAAAGUCACUUGCAAAUGAUGUUGCAAUUUUGAUUCUAGAUCAACCAGUAACACUUGAUCAGCACAUAAAUGUAAUUUGUUUACCAUCUCAGGGAUAUUUUUCAAACAGCCAAUCAUGUUUUGCUAGUGGUUGGGGAAAGGAUGUUUUCGGAAAAGAAGGAAAAUAUUCUGUUAUAAUGAAAAAGGUUCAAUUACCUAUGGUUCCUUUUCAUAGCUGUCAGUCAAGUUUAAGAAAAACUAGACUAGGAUCUCGAUUUAAUCUUCAUCAUUCGUUCGUAUGCGCAGGUGGUGAGCCAGAUAUCGACACUUGUCAAGGAGAUGGUGGCAGUCCCUUAGUUUGUCCAGUAGGAAUUGCAUCUGAUAAUCGUUACGUUCAAAUAGGAGCUGUUGCUUGGGGAAUUGGUUGUCGCGAUGCUCUUCCAGCCGUUUAUACUAACAUUGCACUCUUUCGAGAUUGGAUUGAUCAACACGUUCAACAAUAUGGUUUUGAUUCAAGCAUUUACUCUUAUUAAAAUUAUCUCAACAUUUCUGUAAUAAUGUUAUUUCAUUUAAAUAACCAUUUCAAAUGCUACUAAAUUAAUUUUAAAACAUUAAACUGGAAAAGCUUAUAAAACUAAUUUUUAUUUUCUUAUUUUCGAUCAUUUCAU